Priceomyces carsonii is the source of this 276-nucleotide messenger RNA. RefSeq names its product high-mobility group nucleosome-binding protein (gene NHP6A). Gene Ontology annotation, molecular function: DNA binding, bending. Bases 1 to 276 code for a protein of 91 amino acids. NCBI's taxonomy places the organism in Eukaryota, Fungi, Ascomycota, Pichiomycetes, Serinales, Debaryomycetaceae. The record is from RefSeq and is a predicted model, not a curated record. The transcript has a single exon.
AUGUCAACUGAAAAGAGAAAAACCACAAGAAAGAAGAAGGACCCAGAUGCACCAAAGAGAUCUUUGUCAGCAUACAUGUUUUUCGCAAACGAGAAUAGGGAUAUUGUCAGAGCAGAGAACCCAGGGAUCUCGUUCGGCCAAGUUGGUAAGUUGUUAGGUGAGAAAUGGAAAGCAUUGAACUCUGAGGAGAAGGUUCCCUAUGAGAGCAAGGCUGAUGCCGACAAGAAGAGAUACGAGAAGGAAAAGGCUGAAUAUGCGAAGAAGAACGGCAGCUAG